GAUCACUAUUAGGCUAGAAGAGACCUCUAUAUUCACUUCCUCUACAGCCCACGUGCUUACUCAUCGCCAUUUCCUCCGAUGCCGCUUCCUCAUUCCGGUUGAACUUCCUGUCCUUACUUUUUCACACACUUCUUUUUAUCUUUACAAUUCGGCAACACGCCUGUGCUUCGCCAGCGGCUCCGAGACUGCAACAUACACACACAACAAGAAAAAAAAAUUAUUUUUUUCCCCUUUUCAUUCUAAAUUCUUGUCUUUUUCUUUAUUAUUAUUAUUCGUUUUCAUUUGUGGUUGCAGUUAGCGGUUAAGGGCGAGAAAUCGUUUGUUGCGGUAAAAAUUUUUGGAAUAUUCUUUCAACGGAAUUAAGUGCAAUUGUUUUUCUGGUUAAAGGAUUAUUUCAGUUGGAACAAAAAUAUUAUCUUUUGAUUUGGAUAUGGAUCUUUUUUUUCUAAGCAAACAAUGUAACUGAUCCGUCUGGCUUUUUGAUCGCAAAUACCCAUGAAUGGUUGGCGUGUCUAUGGAGUGUUCGCCAACUAUCGAACCUGCCUACCUCAACCUACCGGGUUGGCGAUGUGUGCCUGUCUACGCCGUUCCCCUAUCGCCAACGUCCAGAACGUCGCCAACCAGCCACACACCGCCACCUUUAGAAGCGCACAAUCUUCUGCCGCCCAACAUACCUCAAGAUCCCCGUCAAUGGUCAAGACAACACGUGUUCACGUGGCUAGAAUGGUGUGUGGAGAAUUUCGCCCUCCCGCCUUUGGACAUCGAUCAGUUCUACAUGAAUGGUCGCGGUCUGUGUCUCCUGAAGAAGUCUGACUUCUGCGAUCGUUCUCCCAGGAGCGGGGACAUCCUCUACAAUGCCCUGCAGAUCCUGCUCCCCGGCAAGGAGAAGCCGAAAGAUGUCCCUUCUUCCUACGCCAAUAACGUGUCCGCCUCCCUCUUGCAGCACGCAACACAAGAAAAAGGUAACAGUGCCUUCCCGUCUCGCAUGGGCAGUGCAUGGCCACGGUCCAUCAGCAGCGACUUCCACAGCAUGGGUCACGUGGUGCACGAAAGCGAGCAUGCACAGGUGGCUGUCAGCCAUCUGAAUGGCAGCGACGUCGACAGCACGACGGCCAGCAGCCCACCCCCACCCAUAGAUGACACAGAUAGGAGUCCAGAAAGAGGCUGCAUCGCCGAUGGAGUUCAGAAUAAUUCCAAGCAGGCCGUCUCUACUCCAGACAUCCGUCACCUAUCUCAGUUCGGAGAAAUAGGAAAUUCUUCAGAAAAAAUAAAUGUCCGUCUUCUAUGGGACUUCCUGCAACAGCUGCUGAACGACGCGCAGCAGCGCUACCAGUGCUGCAUCGUGUGGAAGGACAAGGGACGCGGCAUCUUCAAGAUUACUGAUCCGCACCGCCUCGCCGCCCUCUGGGGGAAGCAGAAGAACCACCUCAAUAUGAAUUUCGACAAGAUGUCCCGCGCCCUGCGCUACUACUACAGGGUGCGCAUCCUGCAGAAGGAGCCCGGCGAGAGACACUGCUACAGGUUCCUGAGACAUCCCAACGAAUUGCGGCAUUGCAAGCAGAGGGCGCUGCUGACGCGAGACACUGAGAACGGCGUCCACAACGGUGUCCACUCGGACGUUGAGGCAGCUUUGGACAUGAGCAUCAAGGAAGAAGGACUGUCACCGGGAGAGGCAGAGUGAUGUUCACUUCCUGCUCCUUAUCCUUUCGUCAGGGACUUUUUGUUAUUGUUUAAUUUUUUUUAAUAUUCUCUCUUUUUAGAGAGCUGAAGACAUUCAGUUGUUGUGUUGAAAUUUUCCUCUAAUGAAAAACAAAAACUGCAGUGUCGAGAAUGUCUUGAAUGUUGAUAUAAAACUAAAAAAAAAAAAAAAAAUAGCAUGGUGUUUGUACGUUAAACGAAUUAACUUCGUUCAACAGAAGACAACGUUAAAAUUAUUUUUAAGAUUCUCCUGUAGUGAAAAGAUAUUGUACAAUUCCAAGCAAGAUCUUGUGUUGCUUGGAGAUAAGUUAUUUAGAAUUUUAAUAUAAAAGGUGUAACAAGAAAGAUGGUUCAGAGGUUAUAGAAUGUUACAAAAAGAACUAUUUUGAUAUAUAUCACUAUGAAGAAUGGGGACAGUUAACAAGGAAUUUAAUUAAUGCAAAGAAUAUGAAAAACGAAAAUCGGUUUUAAUCACAGUUGUUUAACAGACAUAUUUGGGAAGAUGCCCGAGAUAUUCAUGUACUACAGCAGCAACAACUGUAAUGUAAGCUACAAGAUCGUCAUAAAAGUCGUUGGUUGCCUCUUAAGCAAGGGUUUUCAGAUAACACCACUGAAAAAAAAAGAGAGCUAAAAGCAUUCGGGAGAUGUAAUAGACGAGAUAAAGAGCCCAAUCCAAUGUUUUGGAAAUUAGUUUCUAAUCUAGUUUGUGAUGAACUAUUUGGAUUUUAACUAUUCGUUGUAAGAUUAAAUUGCUAUGUUUACAAUGUCCAGUCAAUUGCUAUUUUUACCAACCUUAAUGUCAAGACCAUCUUUUCUGUUACAUCUCGUAUUUCGAAUAACCAUUCACGAAAUUGUGCGGUUAUAUCAAGGCUCGAAUCUUAAAUGGAAUAUUUUAAAGUGUGCAGUUAUUUUGAUAUGGUUUAAUAAUAUUAGCUAUUUACUUGGCAACUCAGUUUUUUUGAAAUUUGUGUCAGUUUAUAAAUAUUAUCUAAAAUAUUGAACAAUAUAGUCGAAGUAGAAGAUAAAAAUUGCAUAAAACUGUCAUAAUAUUUUGAUAUAUAUAUAUUAGUGAUUUUUUUAAAAGAAAAUGCAGAAAUGCAGUCACUUUUUCUGUACUGACAAAGAGAUAAGUAAUUAAGUCAAAAAAUAUUUUAAUGAACUAUUUCAAUAUGGGCAUGAAAUCAAUAACUGUUUUUAUUUCAAGAAAAAAAAAAUCACAAAAAAAAAAAAAAAAAAAAUCAUUUUUUUAGAUUAUCAAAUGGCUUCAAAAAAAAUCAGGGACCAACUGCAAACAUCGUUAUAAUUUUUAAAUUCUCUAUUCAAGAACCAUUUUCACGAUAAUAGUGCUUAAAAAAUAUUUUACCAUGUAAAAAUUUAUAAAACUUUUGAAGCCUAUACUACAACCCCAACAAUAUAAAGUAUUUUUUAUAAACAAUUGAAUUUAUUUCACAUACUGUACGCAAAAUAAGUUAUGGGCACAAAUGGAAGUUAAUUUUAUUUAUAUAUAAAUGAAAGAAGUUGAUUUUUUGUGAAUUACGUCCAAGAUGGAUUUGUUGAACACGUGCUGCUAUUUCAUGAUGAGAAAUUUUAUUGCUUUCAAACAUGGUUGUGAUGAACUGUCGUUUUUGAAUUAUUCUAAUAUUGUCUUUUAUUGUGUGUACCUAUAAAAAAUUGAAAAUUGUUUGCUAAGUUAUACUGCAUACUAAUGUCCAGAGGUGAAACAAAAACAAGAUUAUUGAAAUUUUUCUUUGUUUAGUUGAGAUAUAAGAGGAUUCUAAAAUCUUCAAGAAUAAUCGACGAUUUUCAGAAAUAUUCCAAAGGAAUACAGAAUAUAGCAUUCUGACAAAAUGGUUUAAAACAGAAUACAGAAGAAGAACGGAAAUUCCAAGUAAAUAAAUGUAUUCGGAAUGAUAAUGACAUGUUCUUAAAAGAGUAGCCAAUAAUAAUAAGAAUAAUAAAUAUAUUUUUGUGGAAAAUAAAAUAGAAAACUAUGAAUCAUUUGAAAUACAGUUAAUGAAAAUUUUAUGAAUCUUAUAAUUUUAAUAAGAGCGGUCUCAUUUUUAUACAUUCAUUGUGUAUGCUUUCUUGUUGCUUCAUGGAUCUUCACUGUUAUAUCAAAAUGCUGUAUGUCAAAACUAUGACAUUUUGAUUUAGAAAUUAGAACCAUUAACGACAUAUGGCGAUUUGCUUUUAUUUAUAAUUUAAAUUCGAUGCCCUGGUCACAUAAAAUCUGACAGAAGAUAUGGCUUACUUGUACAAAUAUUUUUUCGAUAAGUUUGAUUGCUGUUAGUUCUGAAAACCGCGUCUGUCACUUCUGUAGAUUUUAUUCUAUAAAGAGGCUGUAAGUAGUGAUUAAGAAAAUUGUUUUCUCGAAAUUUUUUAUUAUAUGCUUUCCUCUUUCAACUUUUCUUUUUCAUUGCUCAUUUUCCUAUUUUAAAUCGCAUUAUUUCGUUUCAAAUAGAAAUUUGUAUAAAAUUUCUACACACUUCUUAACAUAAAGUUAACAUCUCCCCUUCAGCCUUACAUUUCAAUCCUAUUUUGUUGAAUUAAAAAUCGAUUGGUCCAUGUGCAAAGUUUCUCAAACAUGUAAAUAAAGAAUACAGCAUUUUAACAUAACACUGAUGAUAUACUGAUACUAAAUUUGAAAUUAAAAAUUUUUUUUAAUAUCAUUUAUAUCAACGCAUCUUCGAUUAAAAAAAACUUCUUAAAAUACAAUAUCAACGAUGCAGCUAAUUAUAUCUGACACAAAACAUCAUUCGAGGAAUUUGUUUAAAAAAUGAAUAUAUAUAUAUAUAUAUAUAUAUAUAUAUAUAUAUUGAUAGACUAACUUUUUGUAGAAUGAAAAAAAUAAUGCAUCUUGCAAAAUAUAAACAGACAAACUUCCAAACUUUAAAAUAAUAACUUUUGCUGCAUUAUUGGGAGUACUUUUUGCUUUGCUAGUACUGUAUCUUAUUUAAAUAAAAGUUUCCAUUCUACUGUCAUAGGCAUUUUGGUAUAAUUUAUCAAUAGAGACUAAAUUGUUUUCAAACAAUAUGAAGUGAACAUUGGUUUGGUUUAUUUAAUUCAUACUUCAUUUGAAAACACAUAAAACAUGAUCAAAUGAUGCUGAUUUAAAAAUUCUUUUGUUACGAAAAUGAAGUAAAACAAAUUAUUAGACAAGCGUAAUUAUACAUGUUAUCUGGCAUCAAACAGCACCUCGUCGCACGCUAUGACAUCAUCUUUUGUUUUCCUGACACCAUCUCUUGUUUAUAUUUAGCAAGGUGCACAAUGGAUUCCAAAAUCAAUUAGACGUCCAUAUUCCGAAUCGAAAGUGACUGCAGGGUUUUUAAAAAAUUUGUAAUGUGGAUAUACUUCUCAUAAGAUAUGCACGCAAAAUUUUUCCCAUAUUGAAACAAUAAUAUAUCAAUAUAAUAAUAAUUGAAGAAUUUUUAAAAGAAAAAAAACACCCUCUGAAUAUUUUCAAUAAGAAAAUGCAUGCUAUCUUAAUGAAACUCGUCAUGACCACUGGUGUGGAGAGGGGGGUGCCAGCUCAGGUGUCGUCCUCGUCAUCUGACCGUGGUUCAAAAUGACGGGGUCCAUCCCAAAAUAGCCCUAGUGUUGCUUCAAACGGGACGUUAAUAUAACCAAACCAAUCUUAGCUGAAAUAGCGUAGGAAUUCAGAUAAUCGAGAUGGUCGGAUUUUUAGACUGAUUGAUGUAUGAGAUUUCAACCCCCCCUCCUUCUAACUCUUAUUAUAAAUUAAUAUUUAAGUACAUAAAAAUCAAAUAAACAUUACUCAGUCUUGGAUGCAUAUCAUAAUAAAUUAUUAGCUUCUAUUUAUUAUUCUAAAACUAAUAAACACAUGUAAAAAAAAAUCAGAUGCUUUCAAAAUGUUACAAUGUAUUAAAACAUCUUAGAUAGUCAAAAUGUUACAAUGCAUUAAAACAUCUUAGCUAAUCAAAAUGCAUUAAAACAUUUCAGAUAAUCAAAAUGUUACAAUGCAUUAAAACAUCUUAGCUAAUCAAAAUGCAUUAAAACAUCUUAGAUAAUCAAAAUGUUACAAUGCAUUAAAACAUCUUAGCUAAUCAAAAUGCAUUAAAACAUCUUAGAUAAUCAAAAUGUUACAAUGCAUUAAAACAUCUUAGCUAAUCAAAAUGUUAUAUGUAUAGCAUGGAUUCUGAAAAUUUAGAUUAUACAUAUGUGAUGUGAAUUCUAGAAAUCUACUGAAUAGAUUUUAUUAAUUAAUCUUUGAGAGAAAUAAGUGCCAUAGAUGUGAUGCUGACAAAAUAAAGCGUGCAGCUGUAAAAUUUAUUAAUAUUAUUUUCUGUUACAUUAAAUAAUCAACUUAUUCUUUAAACAGCUUUAUUAAAGAUUUUAUAUUAAAUGUUUUGAAACGGGCAACUCUGAGAGAAAAUAUUUAUACUUUAAUGACUUUUUUUUAAAGUUUUAUAAAAAUGAAAGUUAAAAAUAUGAGCUGAAAAUGAUUUAUAAAUCACUUUGAUAAUUUUUGCAGCUUUUAUAAGCGAAAUCAGCUUACAAGGUGUAUUUUGUGCACGUGACAAGGAUCCGUUGCCUUGACUUAUUGAAAGAAUAUACAUCAAACUUUUGUUAUUGUUGAAUUAUAGUUAAAUAUUUUUUUGUCUGUAUUAUAUGUAUUGACAACUUGUUAAAGUUUUUGUACCUGAAAAAUGUAUACGGAAUAAAAAUUUGUAAAUAAUGAA
Messenger RNA from Argiope bruennichi, 6398 nucleotides. RefSeq names its product ets DNA-binding protein pokkuri-like (gene aop). Bases 500 to 1681 code for a protein of 393 amino acids. The transcript has 8 exons. Gene Ontology annotation, biological process: regulation of transcription by RNA polymerase II; cell differentiation. Gene Ontology annotation, cellular component: nucleus. Gene Ontology annotation, molecular function: sequence-specific DNA binding; DNA-binding transcription factor activity, RNA polymerase II-specific. The record is from RefSeq and is a predicted model, not a curated record. Lineage: Eukaryota; Metazoa; Arthropoda; Arachnida; Araneae; Araneidae.